AUGUCAGCCGAUCCGCCCCGCAGGCGGAGAUCGUCUAUCUCGACCCAUUUCCAGCGCGUCUUUCACGUUGAUUCAGCAGAGAAGAAGCGCCAAAGUCGCGGUCAAGACAGUUCGCAAGACCCAUCUCGUUUAUCGUGGACGCCAAGUGAUGGCCAUGAUCCAAAGCUGGAGGCAACUGCGGCCCAUUCAGGACCUGAGGAGACAGGAGUCAGUUCGUUUAAUUUUUCCUCCAACUCUCACAUUCCCUCACUCGACACUCCAGAAUCCAGCCCCUCUGUUCUACAAGUCGUCCCCAGUGAUGAGAAGUCGAUAUCGCAACCAAUGGCAAAGGUCAAUAACCCAAACACGGACCGAAGCAAUAUAUGCUCGUCGCCAACAUGGGGUAAAGAGAAUUCUCGCAAGGAAAGACGAGCCACGAAGCGCCUAGAGGCUGAGAGAAAGGAGCUGGAGAAACGCCUGCUUCAUUUAGAAGAGUGCCAGUCCAGGGUCGACAAUGGCAUCUUCGAUCGAGCCUCGCGUCGCCUGUCCAAGAAACAUACACAGGGAAGCUCCUCCCGCUCUUCUAGCACUGGCAGCUCGCGACUGAGAUCAUCCAGUAUCACUGCGUUUUUCACGGGCUCUCGUCGAGCGUCACGGGCGAACUCAAUAAAUGAAGAUGAUGCUUCGACUCAACCAGCAGGGCCACCUGGUCCACCAUCCGUCCCACUGGCGCUUUCUGAACGUUUUGGGGCUAAUGUUUCUCGAGAAUUGGCGGAUCGUCAUGGAACUACCUUGAUGCCUACUAGUCUAACUCAACCCCCGUCCAGUCAAUCGCAGCUGUCGCAUACACCUCAUCAACUACCACGCUCACUUCAUACAACACCCAAGUCUGAUGAUCUUCGAGAAAACUGGAAGACAGCACAGGAGUGGAAGAAAAACAACGAUAACCAUGGCAUGAGCACUGAGCUCCUUGCUCGCAGGCUGGAAUCCCUGACGGGCGGUCGGUCUCAGCAGCACAAUGUAGAGCUGGUUGAUACCAACCCGAUGUCUGAUCUAAAGUCACUCAAGGCAAUGGAGUCUUUUGCUGAAGCUCCAAGCACUGGAACCACAAUAGACCGAUCCACGGGGUCCUCUACAAAAAGCCCUCCCAGUGCUUCUACCCGCAUCACGACCGCUCGUCAGUUUCGUGAACUCUCCGACUCAAUCCCAGAGACGCCAAACGGCUCACCUAGCUCGCACAGCAAAGGCAGCACCCGAUCAUCUUCCUCCAUAUUGGCCAGCAUGAAGAAUGGUUCUCCCAAGAGGACUUCAAAAGAAGCUUCGUCGCAGCCUCCAUCGAGACAGUACAUAUCUUCGCCUCUGGCCAUGCACCCAAACACUCCAGAGCAACCAAAUCGGUCACCGAACCGCAACUUCUCGUUGCCCUUGACGCAUGUUCAGGUUCCAGAGCCUUUAAGAAUAGUGAAGCCAUCUCCACCUGAGGAGUCUCAGGGACGUAAUCGCCAGUCAAUUCCAAGUUGGCUUAAGACAGCUCGAGAUGAGAAUCGGCGCGAGACUUGGGGUCCGCGGUCGGAAUCUUUUGAUUUACAAAAGUCGCCACUACCAACUCUCCCUCUCAAGAAUCCAGGUCGGCGAAGUCUUGAAGAGCAUGCUUCAAAGGGUGCAAACAAUGGCGCUCCUCCGGGUUUCUCUCCCUUGAAGCCUUCUGUACCGCCUAACUCGCAAGAGUCCCCUCUUGCCGAUGAUAAGGCAUCAAAGGAGCAGACCACCAUGGGCUUGAAUGAAGGUGGUCAUGAUAGAUCUCCGUCACCCCACUCAUCAGACGGGGCAUCGAGCUAUGAUACUGCAGAUGAAGAAGUACUCGAUGUUCCAAAGAAACGACCCAGCAAUGUACCUACUCGAGUCCGCGACCCAAGUCCAAAGAAACCAACCGAGUCUACACCAGAGAUUAUGGCCAGAAGCGGCUUGCCUAUGACCCCAACAAACUUCCGGGGUAACCCACCACUCGCCCCCAGCGGUCCAUUGAGCAUGUUACGCAAAAAGCCCAUGCAAAAAGUCAAGUCACCCCGUGCAGAAGAUGUGAUCGCCAAACUCUUCGUCAUCUGUUGCCAAUGCAAGUAUUGGCACGACAUGCCAUCCGAGAUGUACGCCAAGCUUGCCUGUCCCGAACGUCUUCCAUCUGAUUCCCGCUUGGUGAGGACCUUUUCUCGACGAAACUCAGUCCGGAAUGCGAUCUUCGCUUCGGACCCAAAUGAUCCUCGACGAAUGCCGCUCCCCAGACGAACCCAUCCUCAAAAUGAACCUCCUAAUACUCGUGGUCCGGCAGGUGAUGGUCGUGGAGCACCAGCGCCACAAUCUCCACCCCUUUACCGUCCUCAGUGCUGUUGGUGUGGACAUAAUAUGAGUAAGUCCUGUUGUCAGGGAUGGACUGCUCUUGUUCAUAUGCGAGAAAGGUAUCAUUGA
Molecule: messenger RNA, 2442 nt
Organism: Penicillium malachiteum
Lineage: Eukaryota; Fungi; Ascomycota; Eurotiomycetes; Eurotiales; Aspergillaceae
Exons: 2
Coding region: 1-2442 (813 amino acids)
Source: RefSeq, a predicted model, not a curated record